AUAUUAUAAUCUAUGGCAUAGUGUCUGGCUUGUUCGGUCCAUUUGGUUGUCAGUGCUGUUUCAUUUACAAAAUUGCUCCAUUCCAGUCAUUGUAAAAUAUUUACCUGAGUUUAACCUUCUAAGAAGUGUGUACUAAAUAUUGUGCCAUGCCUUCCUUUUUAGAUAAGAGGCCCUGCAAUAUGAUUUUAAAAUUUCUCUAGGAACACAGUCAACACCAAAAAUGGACAUUCAAUCUGUAGAGGAAGCAAAUAAUUUGCUUAGUAAUGGUAUAUUGGUUCAAACACCUAAAGGGUUAGUUUGCUUGUCCUUGAGUGAUGCUCUAUCUUCUGGGUUGAAUCUCUCUGUGGAAGAUCUGCAAAAGCUAGCAGCUGAGCUGCUUCUGCAACAGGAGAGUAAGAAAUCAACUGCAAAGGAUAAGCCUUUGAUAUCAGUGCAAUCCGUCCAAGCAAUAAACUCCAGUUUUAUACUCUCUGAUGGACUUGGUGAUAGUGAUGGAUUUACAAGUGAAUCAAGUGAUUUCAACUUAUUACAAAACACAUCUGCAUCAUCUACAUCAACAUCAUCACUACUGCCAGCCAAAAAACAAGAUAGGGGCCAUAAGUAUAUCUCACUAACACUAGACAAUGAUUUAAUUGAGUUGACCACAGAUGUGGAAAGUUUUAUGAGCUCAAAUGUUUCUGACUCUGAUGCAAGUAGUGUCAUGCUUGCUACCAAAACUGAGGUACAAGAUAAAUCAGAAUUAUACAUAUUGUAUAAAAGGUGA
Molecule: messenger RNA, 763 nt
Organism: Dalotia coriaria
Lineage: Eukaryota; Metazoa; Arthropoda; Insecta; Coleoptera; Staphylinidae
Exons: 2
Coding region: 221-763 (180 amino acids)
Source: RefSeq, a predicted model, not a curated record